Molecule: messenger RNA, 1250 nt
Organism: Malania oleifera
Lineage: Eukaryota; Viridiplantae; Streptophyta; Magnoliopsida; Santalales; Ximeniaceae
Product: CASP-like protein 3A1
Exons: 3
Coding region: 275-916 (213 amino acids)
Source: RefSeq, a predicted model, not a curated record
AAGCGUACUUUAGCAAAGCAGAAGGGUGAGGGAAAUGUGCGCCUGUGGGGGUACCAGAGGCUAGAGCUGAAGCGGAAACCGGGAGUACCAAUUCCAGCAUACUGUUGAGUCACGGCCACCGCUUUUCGCCAUUUUCCCCCACUCAGUUUCCUCCGCGUGUCGUUCCGUCACAGACAGGCCCGUCAUGCAAACAAUUUCCCCCGUACCAUUUUAACCGCGCUCCGUUCACGUCGACCCUGGUUUCAGACACAAGCAGAGGAGAGAGAGAGAGAGAAUGAAUGGCCGGAAAAUGCUGCCGGCAGAUGUGGAGGUACAGCAGCAGGAAGUGAAGGUGGCGGCGGAGACGGCGACAAUGAGUGGACCACUGGUGGCAGGGAGGCCAUCUGGCCGGAGGAAUGUCGGCUGUAAUAUGGACGUCUCGCAUGUCGUUCUCCGGCUGGCCUGUCUGCUGACUUCUGUGACAGCGGUGUCGCUCAUGACCACGGCAAAGCAAGCUGCCGCCAUCUCCUUCUAUGGCUUCCACCUCCCAGUGUACUCCAAGUGGUCCUUCUCAGACUCCUACGAGUAUCUGGUUGGAGUUUCGGUCGCUGUUGCAGCUCACUCCGUGCUGCAAUUGCUUAUUUGUGCGUGGAAGUUGCUGAGAAAGUCUCCAGUCAUUCCAUCCCGGAAUCAUGCCUGGCUUGUCUUUGCUGGGGAUCAGGUCUUUGCAUAUGCAAUGAUGAGUGCUGGGUCAGCUGCAUCGGGAGUUUCGAACCUGAACCGCACAGGAAUCAGACACACAGUUCUACCAAAUUUCUGUAAGCCCUUGUUGAACUUUUGCGACCGGGUUGCUGCCUCCAUAGCCUUCACUUUCUUCGGCUGCUUCUUGCUUGCCACGUCUGCCAUUCUCAAUGUAGUUUGGCUGUCCAAGUCCUAAUUAAAUUUCCUUCAUUGGUUCUCUACACCCUUGGGGCUAUUCUUACUUGGGUAUGAGAAUCCUAGGGGUAACCUGCAGCUACACUUUUGUUACCUGAGAUGGGUAAUGGUGAACCUUGGGGGUUGGACACCUUCUGAUCAGUGGCCUUUUCUAAAGGUUGGAAUGGCCUCUCAUCCUUUUGCGACGGAAUGUGUUAUAGUUUGAUCAGCGUAGUUGGUUUGGCAUGAUAAGAUGGAGAAUGACCUUGGUUGUAGCAGGAAGUGAACAAUUGAUCUUGAAUUAUGUUGACAAUGUGUAUGUUUUUCAAUCUUAAAUGCACCAUAGAGUUCUUAUA